Messenger RNA from Telopea speciosissima, 2368 nucleotides. Its product is annotated as probable starch synthase 4, chloroplastic/amyloplastic. Bases 114 to 2195 code for a protein of 693 amino acids. The record is from RefSeq and is a predicted model, not a curated record. The transcript has 21 exons. NCBI's taxonomy places the organism in Eukaryota, Viridiplantae, Streptophyta, Magnoliopsida, Proteales, Proteaceae.
CUCCCAACGCAUAAAAUCCAGAAAGACACCUUCGGGAGCGCUCUCUGUCAUUUUCUCUCUCUUUGGGACAACCGGAGAAUCCAAUAUUUCAGAGCUGCGAGGCUGUUAAGUUAAUGGAGAUUCUUGUAAAUGCCGGGUUUCCAACGCCUCAUCGUCGUUUCAUUCAGUACUUCCCCACAAACGGGCAGCCCUUGAGAGCUUGUGAAGUUCGUUGCUUGAGGAACGAUGCGAAUGCAAACAGCUCAAUUUCUGGACCUUCGAGGAUGGAGUUGGAAGGGCAUCAUAACAAGGAGAUACCUCCAGAGUCAUUUCAUUCGUCCAUUAGAGGACAACCAGAUCUGAAACAAAAUGACAUUUGGAAAUUUUUUAGAGAUGCUCAACAGAAUAUUAUCCACCUGAACAAGCAACGGCUUGCGGCAAUUGAGAAACUGAAUAAAGCACAGAAAGAGAAACGAGUUCUGAUGGACAGAAUAGAACAGUUGGAGCUUGGAACACAGGCUACCAUUGCAAAAGGUGCCCUGCCAAAAUCAGCCAAACCGUCAACUUUCUGUGAGUUGUUGCUUCGAAUAGAUUCAAUGGUACUAACAGGCAUGAUUAACACUGUUGAGGCAUCUGAUCUCAGAAGGGUGGUCAUGGACAACAAGGUUAUUGUGGGUGAUUUUUUUUCUCACAUCGAGCAAAAAAGAGAUGCUGAGCUGCUGGCAGAACUUCGCCAGUGGUCAGAUAAAAGCAAGCGGAAUGCAUUUCACAUUGUUCAUAUUUGUACUGAAAUGGCACCGGUGGCUGCAGUUGGACCUUUGGCAUCAUAUGUGACUGGCCUAUCUUGUGCCCUACAAAGAAAGGGAAACUUAUCUGAGGUUAUCUUGCCAAAGUAUGCUAGCCUGGACUUGAAGCAAGUUAAAGGAUUAAGGAAAGUUGAGGCAGAAUUUUAUUCUUUCUUCAAUGGUCAUUGGCAUGCAAACAGAAUCUGGACUGGUGUCGUAUAUGGUAUUGGAAUAACAUUUAUUGAACCUGUAAACCAUUCGGAACUUUUCAACCGUGAGAGGAUAUAUGGGUAUCCAGAUGACUUUGAACGAUUUGCCUAUUUUUCUCGGGCUUCCUUGGACUAUAUUGUGAAAUCUGGAAAGCAGCCUGAUGUUCUGCAUGUACACAACUGGCAAACUGCUAUUAUUGGGCCACUUUUUUGGGAUAUUUUUGUUAAUCAGGGAUUGGGCAGUACUAGAAUAUUGUUUACUUGCCAUGGCUUUAAUUCUCAGUGUUUGGAGCGACCAGAGAAGCUAGCAAUAUGUGGACUUGAUUCUUCUAGGCUUCAUCGCCCUGAUCGUUUGCAAGAUAACAUUAAGAAACAUCUUGUCAAUAUUUUGAAGGGUGGAGUUGUGUACUCCAAUAAGGUUGUUGUGAUGUCAUCUAUUCACUCAAAAAGCAGAAUCAUUCAGAGUCUGAGCCAUGGGUUGGAGUCCACCUUAUCCAUCCACAAGGACAAGUUGUUGAUUGCUUCAUAUGGACUUGAUGCCACUCUCUGGGAUCCUUCCAAAGACAAAUUUCUUCCAGCAAGGUAUUCUGCAGAGGACAUUAAAGGGAAAGCUAUUUGCAAAGUUGCACUGAUGCAACACCUUGGUUUACCUGGACUUGCUUCUACAGCUGUUGUUGGGUGUAUAUACCCAGAAAUUUUGGAUGUUGACUUGGAGAAGCUGAAGUCAGCUGUUUGGCUUGCUUCUAGAAAGGGAGCUCAGUUUAUCUUCAUGGGGGCUAGUAACAUACCAACCUUGACCACAACUCUGGCAUCAUUUCAGAAGGAGUUCAAGGAUCAAAAUGUAAGAUUUAUAAAUAAGCUCGAUGAAGCACUAUCACAUUUAAUCUUUGCAGGAUCAGAUAUCAUUCUGUGCCCAUCAUUUCAUGAUCCAGUGGUACAACUGCCACUUAAGGCUAUCAGGUAUGGAGCUGCUCCAGUUGCUGUGACAUUUAACAAUGAUGGGUUGAGUUCAAUGGAGCAUGACUUUGAAAGCACCAAGUCAUCAAAAAAAAUAUUAUCUGUUUUUGCAAAUAUGACGCUAAGCCAAGCUCUUGAUCAAUAUAAGAAUGACCAAACACAGUGGAGCUGGAAAAUAAAAGAUGCGAUGUCUAAAGACUUCUCAUGGGAUGCAGAAUGCUAUGAUGUACAUAUGGACGCUUACACAUCUAUAAAGAGCUUGUGAGACUUUGUUUAUUUGUACAUAUAUGUGGCCAUAAUGUAGACAUGAGAUAUGUAAGUAUUCUGACUAUUCAAAUGCCCGUGCAUCAAUUUUGCGUAUUUGAUAGAGUAGACAAUAUAUUUGUUAAAUAGUUAGUUUCUUAGAGGAGAAGAGGAAAAUUGUGAAAAACUAUUGCU